GCUGUCCCCACUACCUGCUCCAUGCUGGGCCUCAGACAAAGAGCUGGAGAGCGCUGCUGAAUAUCCCUGGGGCAGCAAGAGCCUCCCACAAGCCAUGGCAGUGCUGCAGGGCUGGCAGACAGGGCUCUGACUCUCUGCUCCAUGCUGAGCAGAGCUGCUGGGAUCAGUCUCAGAGCUGCUCCAGCCCUCAAAGAGAGGAUCUGCUCUGCCCCAAGCCCCACCUGACCCUUCCUCCAUUGAGCAUCCCUUGACUGCUGACCCAGGCUCAGAAGAUGGAUGCUCCAGUGCUGAGCUGGCUGCUGAAUCGCUCCCUCCUCCUUCCCCUGGACGCUGCUCAACACCCUGAGCUCAGGCUCGACCUGCUGGGCACCAAAGCCUCCUGCCUGCAGCUGGCCGCCAUGAGGAACGUGAACAUCAUCCUGCAGCACUACAACUUCUCAGGCAAGCUCACCAAGCGGCACUCCGGGGACGAGGGCAUGGGGCUGGUGCGCACGGCCUUCGCCGCCAUCAGCUUCCUCAUCAUCCUCGAGAACCUGCUGGUGCUGCUGGCCGUGCUGCGCUGCCUGCGGGCGCGCCGCUGGGUCUACUCCUGCAUCGCCAGCAUCACCCUCAGCGACCUGCUGGCGGGCGUCGCCUACCUCUGCAACCUCUGCCUGUCGGGCAGCAGGACCUUCCAGCUGUCCCCUCAGCUGUGGUUCCUGCGGGAGGGCAUCCUCUUCGUGGCCUUGGCCGCCUCCACCUUCAGCCUGCUGGUGACGGCGGUGGAGCGCUACGGCGCCAUGGUGAGGCCCAUCGCCGAGAACGAGGCCAGCAAGACGCUGCGGCUGCGCGGCCUCAUCGUGUCCUGCUGGCUGCUGGCGCUGGUCAUCGGCCUGCUGCCGCUGCUGGGCUGGAACUGCCUCUGUGACUUCCAGGCCUGCUCCGUGCUCCUGCCUCUCUACUCCAAGACCUACAUUCUCUUCUCCGUGGUUAUGUUCAGCAUUAUCCUGUUGGGCAUCGUGGGUCUCUACAUCUCCAUCUUCCACCUGGUGCAGGCCAGCUCCAAGCAGAGCAGCUCUCGGCACGGCCGCAGGCGGUCCCUGCGCUUGCUGAAGACGGUGCUGAUGAUCCUGGGGGCCUUCAUUCUCUGCUGGAGUCCUCUCUUUGUCCUGCUGCUCUUUGAUGUUUUCUGUGAGACCGGUGCGUGCUCCCACCUGCACAGCCUGGACUGGACGCUGGCGCUGGCCCUGCUGAACUCGGGGGUCAAUCCCGUCAUUUAUUCCCUGCGCAGCGUGGAGGUUCGCCGUGCCGUGGGCAGCCUGCUGUGCUGCUGCUGUGUCCGGGCUGGGCUCUGCCGGCCUGGCAGCUGCCUGGUCAUCUCAGACAUCAACUCUGGCUCCUCCACCGAGAGCUCCCUGCGCUACCGCGACAGCUUCCGCAGCCCCACGGCACGGAACGCUCGGCCCAGGGCUCCUCUCUCCAGCAACUCCAGCAUGAUGAGCAAUCUCCCCAGCCUGUGAGGGGCCACGGGGGGAGAAAGGGAUCCCAGAGAGCCCCCAGGACCUCACGGUGCUGGUCCUGGCCUGGCAGGACUGUAGCAACUCAGGCUGGCCAGUUGUGAACUGGGGCCAGCCCCACCAGACUGGGAUGGUGCUGCAGUUUGGGUGCAGCACAGGGACAGGAAUUGCUCCUAGGCUGGGAGUGAAAAAUACAGGCAUAUUUUAGGAUUGAUGCUCUGCUGGGACAGCUGCAGUGCUCACGUUUUGUGUGUGUGUGUGCUUUGGGUGUGCAGAGGUGCUGAACCUGCCCACCUGAGGGUGUUCUGCCCCAGGGGACAGUGGCAAAUAGGGCGGAUUUCCUCAACCAGGUGGCCCUCCCAAGACUUUAGAAUCCUUUUGGAGUUUCUGUGAUGGGCACAGCUGCUGGAAAGGAACACAAGCUUGAUAUCUUGCCCAACCCGAGGAUGGCAGAGGGCUGCAGCCACAGCCCAGACCCUCCCCGGGGUGCAGAGGCUGGGCAUGGAGCCAGGGCAGAUGCUGUGACAGUGCUCAGAGCUGCAGUGACAGGGCUGGCACGGGCAGAAGGAGGUGCCCAGAGACUCUGUGGAACCUGGUGCCAUCCCAGGCCUGAAGACACGGCCAGCCUGUGCCUCAGAUCCCUGCUCUUCUGUUCUCUCAUGUAGGGAAUAAUCAGAGCAGCACCCAAAUGCCUCCUCUCACCGUGCCACAAGGCCACUGAAGCACUGGGGACUCAUGUAAAGC
Molecule: messenger RNA, 2240 nt
Organism: Prinia subflava (tawny-flanked prinia)
Lineage: Eukaryota; Metazoa; Chordata; Aves; Passeriformes; Cisticolidae
Gene: S1PR4
Product: sphingosine-1-phosphate receptor 4
Exons: 2
Coding region: 273-1499 (408 amino acids)
Biological process (GO): regulation of metabolic process; adenylate cyclase-activating G protein-coupled receptor signaling pathway
Cellular component (GO): plasma membrane; cytoplasm
Molecular function (GO): sphingosine-1-phosphate receptor activity
Source: RefSeq, a predicted model, not a curated record